Messenger RNA from Orbicella faveolata, 585 nucleotides. RefSeq names its product large ribosomal subunit protein uL22-like. Gene Ontology annotation, biological process: cytoplasmic translation. Gene Ontology annotation, molecular function: structural constituent of ribosome. Gene Ontology annotation, cellular component: ribosome; cytosolic large ribosomal subunit. The record is from RefSeq and is a predicted model, not a curated record. NCBI's taxonomy places the organism in Eukaryota, Metazoa, Cnidaria, Anthozoa, Scleractinia, Merulinidae.
GGAUAUAUGUCCUCUUUCUGCCUUCCUCUUCGAAGGUAAAAUAACACAAAGAUGACUCGGUACGCAGCCGAUCCAGAGAAUCCUACAAAGUCUUGUAAAGCACGAGGCUCUAAUCUUCGUGUGCACUUCAAGAACACUCACGAGACGGCUGUUGCCAUUAAGGGUCUGCAUGUACGCAAGGCCAACAGAUAUCUGAAGGAUGUGAUAGCUAAGAAGCAGAUCAUUCCAUUCCGUAGAUUCAAUGGUGGCAUUGGACGUAAAGCUCAGGCCAAGAACCACAAUGCCCCUGGGUCCCAGGGCCGAUGGCCAAAGAAGAGUGCUGAGAUUCUUCUGCAGCUCCUCAAAAAUGCAGAGAGCAAUGCUGAGUUUAAGGGAUUGGAUGUCGACUCAUUAGUGGUUGAGCACAUACAAGUGAAUGCUGCUCCCAAGAUGAGGAGAAGAACCUACAGAGCUCACGGACGAAUCAAUCGUGAGUCAACGUUUCUUCUUUUUUUCAUUUCUGUUAACAAGUAUUUCAUUGACUCUUUACUUUUCCUGGUCUGUAGCACUAGCUGUCUAAAAAAAAAUUAAAUCCAGUCCUUGAUU